This is a messenger RNA of Lycium barbarum (goji berry), 1833 nucleotides long. RefSeq lists its product as uncharacterized. The record is from RefSeq and is a predicted model, not a curated record. Lineage: Eukaryota; Viridiplantae; Streptophyta; Magnoliopsida; Solanales; Solanaceae. The transcript has 4 exons. Bases 1 to 1833 code for a protein of 610 amino acids.
AUGCGACAAGAACAUUCAAUUCAAGUUACGUUUGUAAAUCCGGAUAAUAAAUCUAAGCUUGAGCACAAAAUUCAUUUAAAGGCUUCAAUUGAUGUGGUGAGACUCCUUUUGAAUCAAGGAUUGACAUUUCGUGGACAUCGUGAAGAUGAAUCAUCAUUAAACAAGGGUAACUUUCUUGAAAUUCUUUCAUGGUAUGCGAAGCGAUUGGGAUCUGUGGUGGAAUGGUUUAUUGGGAUCAUUCAUGUUCGUGAUACUAGUGCUUUAUGUUUAAAAGUUGCAAUUGUUAACUACCUUGCUCAACAUUCUUUGAGUUUAUCUCAUAUCCGUGGACAAUGCUAUAUUGGAGCAAGCAAGAUGCAAGGGCGUCUAAGUGGCGUUAAAACUUUGAUUCAACAAGAAAGUAUAUCAACUCAUGCGAUUCAUUUUUUUGCUCAUCAACUUCAGUUGGCUCUUGUUGGGGUAUCUAAAAAAUGUCUUCAAGUUGAAGAGCCUGUAUUGUUGGUUUCUAAUGUAUUAAAUGUACUGGGAGGUUUUUUUAAAUGCAUGGAUGAACUUCGAGAAUCUCAAGAAGAAAAAGUUCAAGAGGCGCUAGAUAUGGGCGAGGUUGAAACUGAUAAGGGCUUGAAUCAAGAACUUGGUCUUGCUAGGGCUGCCAAUACUCGGUGGGGUUCACACUACAAAUAUUUUAAAAACUUUAUUAGUAUGUUUGACUCUAUUACUGAUGUUCUUGAUACUAUUGUUGUUGAUUCCGAAUGUGUUAAAGAUAGAGCUAAGGCAAUAGGAUUUCUCAGGGUUUGUCAAACAUUUGAGAUAGCUUUCAUAUUGCAGUUAAUGAGAGAUAUUUUGGCGAUCACAAUUGAACUUAAUGAAUCACUACAGAAGAAAGAACAAGAUAUUGCAAAUGGUAUGUUACUUGUUCAAGUGGUGAAGAAACGAUUGCAAGAUCUAAGAGAUGAAGGAUGGGAUCUGCUUAUCGAGAGGUCUGCAUUUUCUGUCAAAUUAUUGAUUGGAAACUUCAAGAACAAACUCAAGGAAUGUUUUAACGAGGUGAGAACGAAUUUGCUUAUUGGAGUUGUUUGCUUGAAUCCAGUUGAUACAUUUUCUAGUUUUAACAUCGAGAAAAUACUGAGAAUGGUUGAAUUAUAUCCUGAUGAUUUUGGUGAAAAUAUAAUGGUUACUCUUAAGAAUGAGCUAGAGACUUAUAUUGCUGAUGUCUGUGAUGUUGAUGGAAGGUUCUCCAACCUAAAAGGACUUGGUAAUCAUUCUGAAGAGCUAGUUAAAGCACAGAAGCAUUUACAUUAUCCCCUUGUGUUUCGCCUUGUAAAAUUUGCGUUGUUCCUGCCGGUCGCCACUGCUACAGUUGAAAGAGCUUUUUCGCCAAUGAAGUUGAUCAAGAAUGAAUUGCGAAAUCGAAUGAUUGAUGACUUCAUGAGCGGAUCCAUUACAGAGAUGCCCUCCUUCUUUGACUUCCCACCAAAACUCUCCAAGAUCAUUAUGUCUUGUAUCAGUACCAGCUCCAUCGCAGUCUUGGUGAAUGGAGGAAAAACAACUUCGAUCCAACCCACUAGAGGAAUUAGACAAGGAGACCCUAUGUCACCCUACAUCUUUAUCCUGUGCAUGGAGCUUCUCUCUAGAAGAAUUGAACAAAGAGUCUCUCAAAAUGAUUGGACCCCUAUCUCUGUUAGUGCAAGAAGGCCUAAGAUCUCCCACCUGUUCUUUACUGAUGAUCUUACCCUUUUCUCCCAAGCAAACAACAGAAAUGUCAAUACCAUCUUAGAGACACUUUCCGGUUUCAGCUCUAAGUCAGGGCAAAGGAUAAAUUUCAUCAAGUAA